CCUUAUCCCUUGUUUUUCUAGGAAUCAGCCACAAAACAACCUUUCUAGAAGGCCUUAUCCCUUGUCCUACAAAUCUGGCACCUGGACCCUUUCUAGAAGCCCUAGAACCUGCAAUCCUUUUCCCUUAGGAUUGUGCAAUCCUUUUCCCUUCAGAUUUGGGUGAACCCUAGUCCUUUUCCUUCAUGAAUUGUGCCAAAUACACACUCAUUUCCUUCAGAAAUUCGUGGGUUUCCCUAGCCCUAUAAAUACAAACCUUUGUGUAGCAAUUAAUCCACCACCCUCUACCACAAUUCACUACAUCAUUCACCAUACAUCUCUUUUGUGCCGUGAGUAUUGCAAGGAGAAAGAAGAGGAGCCUUUGUGCCGUGCCUAUGCCCAAGUCUUUGGGAGUGCUGGAGCGUUCUUAGGUACUAGUUUAUGACUCAUAGUUCUCAACACAUUAGUGCAAACAUCUUGGAGUUCGACGACGAUUUUGAAAGAACUUUGAGAAGAAAAAGGAAGCAACCAGAACCUAAUCCACAAAGUUCUAGCUCAGAGGCCGAAUCUAAGUUUGAAGAGCAAGAAGAAGAGGAAGUCAUGGCAGCAGAUAAUCGUACAAUAAAAGAACUUUCAGCCUCGAGGUUGGACGAUGCCGUACCCCUUAGCAUUCAAUAUCCUGUGGCUGCCCAAGGAAAGACCGAUGAGUUCGAAUUGAAGUCAAGCUUGCUGCACCAUAUUCCUAAGUACCAUGGGCUAUCCAUGGAAGAUCCAAACAAGCACUUGAAAGAGUUUGAAGUGGUGUGCUCAAGCAUGACGCCCAUCAAUGUUGAUGGGAGUAUUCUGAAGAUGAAGGCCUUUCCAUUCUCUCUAAUGGAUAGGGCUAAAGAUUGGCUAUACAAACUAGCACCCGGAACGAUCACAUCUUGGGAGAGUAUGAAAAGAGCGUUCUUGGAGAAAUUCUUCCCAACUUCAAGGGUUAUUCUUUUGAGGAAGAAAAUCAGUGGUAUUCAACAAAACCAAAACGAAUCAUUCCCAACAUAUUAUGAGCGUUUUAAAGGUCUAGUUGCAUCUUGCCCUCAACAUCAAAUGAAGGAGGAGCUGUUACUUCAAUAUUUCUACCAGGGACUCCUCCCAAUUGAAAGACAAAUGCUUGAUUCCUCAGCGGGAGGUGCUUUGGUGGAUAAAACACCGAUAGCUGCCAAGGUUCUAAUUGCCAACCGAGCGUUGAAUGCACAACAAUAUGAAGGUGUUGGGCAAAGAAACACCUCAUGGCAACAAUUGAAUGAGGUAAAUUCCGUUUCUGAUUUGCAAUCUCAAAUAACUAACCUUACUUCUAUGUUUGCACGGUUUAUGGAAGGAUGCAAAGUGCAAGGAAAUACACCAAGUGUGUGUGGCGUAUGUUCUAUGCAAGGGCACCUCAAUGAUCAAUGUCCACAAUUAAUUGAGAAUGGAGGAUGGGAAAGUGUACAUGCCGUGGGAUAUCAAGGACCAAAUCAGCCACGAAGUGAUCCAUACUCUAAUGCUUACAAUCUGCGGUGGAGAGAUCAUCCAAAUUUUAAAUGGAGAAGCCACAACAACAUGCCCAACAAGGGGGAUUUCGGCAAACACCACCUGGGGUGUUUCAAAUGCUGUAUGUAUCACCACAAGUCCCACCACAAUCUGCCCAACAAAAUUCAGGUCGGUAUUAGAUCAAUUAACAAUGAAGGGUGUGAACAAGGAAAACGAUUUGGUGUUGAGCAAUAUGAAAUGCGAACCUUUUCAAGAGAUCACCACUUUUUGGAAAAUCUGAAAUUAGGAGAAGGUGUGAAGGGCGUGUAUAUCUCGAUAGAUGUAGAUUGCCUGGAUCCGGCGUUUGCUCCCGGAGUGUCACACAUUGAGCCAGGUGGUCUCUCCUUCCAUGACGUACUCAACAUACUCCAUAACCUGCAAGGUGAUGUUGUUGCUGCAGAUGUUGUUGAAUUCAACCCACAGCGUGAUACUGUUGAUGGGAUGACUGCAAUGGUUGCCGCGAAACUGGUGAGAGAAUUGACUGCGAAGAUUUCGAAAUGAUACAUAUGUUUUUGGAACAGUAAGCCUGAAGACCAAAAGCUUUCAGCAUAACACGGAUUUUUGCCGUUUCAUUAGAGCUUAACUGAAAAUAUAAAACAUACAUCUGCAGUAUUUAGAUGAUGACUAUUUAUUUUCAGCAAUAAUAUUUCGGGGGGACAUCGUUGUGCUUAAUCCAAUUCAAAUCUGAUAUUAGCAAACA
Malus domestica (apple) is the source of this 2227-nucleotide messenger RNA. The record is from RefSeq and is a predicted model, not a curated record. Lineage: Eukaryota; Viridiplantae; Streptophyta; Magnoliopsida; Rosales; Rosaceae.